CAUGGAGGAGCGGCGAGGGCCGGAGCGGCGGCACGUGGAGCGGCGGCACAUGAUGGAGCGGCGAGAGCCGGAGCACGCGCCAGCGUUCGACAUGUGGCAGGAUUACCUGGGGCUGGCGGCUGUGCUGGCGGCACUGCCGCAGGAACGCCGGGACGAGACGCCACCGUCGCCCAACCCGCCCUCGGCACCACCGGAGACGCCACCGGCGCCGUCCGGCAGAGCCGUGUGCGGGUUCUGCAAGCAGAACGGAGAGGCGCGGGAGGUUUACACCAGCCACGUCCUGCGGGACGCAUCGGGCCGGGUGCGGUGCCCAGUGCUGCGCAGCUACGUCUGCCCGCAGUGCGGCGCCACGCAGGACCGCGCCCACACCCGGCGCUUCUGCCCGCUGACGCGCAGCGGCUACACCUCCGUCUACGGCCGCCCGGCACGCGCUGCCAGCACGCGGGCUCCCACCGCCCAGACCAAGUAGCCGAGGGAUGCACCCGCAGGUCGCUCCGCUUUGCCGGGAUCCGGCAGCCACGGGGGAGCCCCGACUCCGCUCACACCAAGGAUGGAGCUGCCCACCGGGCCCAGUCGCCGCGGUUCCUGUCCCGGCUGCGCCGAUGGAUCGCCCGGAACGUUUUCCGCCACAGCCUGUGGGCUCAGUUUUGGGAUUGGGGUUGGUUUGGUGAGAUUCAGGCAUUCCCGAGGUACCGAUUGGCCGAGCCGGCUCCGGUUCAGGCAGGGAGCUCGUGCUCUGGUUGUUGCCCUCACCGGAUGUGCCAGUUGGUUCGUUUAACAUUCGUUUAUUUAACCCCGUUAUCUGUUC
Cuculus canorus (common cuckoo) is the source of this 808-nucleotide messenger RNA. RefSeq names its product nanos C2HC-type zinc finger 3 (gene NANOS3). The record is from RefSeq and is a predicted model, not a curated record. Lineage: Eukaryota; Metazoa; Chordata; Aves; Cuculiformes; Cuculidae. Gene Ontology annotation, cellular component: perinuclear region of cytoplasm. The transcript has 2 exons. Bases 2 to 469 code for a protein of 155 amino acids. Gene Ontology annotation, biological process: negative regulation of translation; oogenesis. Gene Ontology annotation, molecular function: zinc ion binding; mRNA binding.